AUGAGGGACCUCUCCAGCGCCAGCGGCCGUAGCAGCACUGCACUACCAGCAGAAGCGGGCGCUCCCUACGAGGUGGCGGUGUGCUGCUCCGGUCCCACCUGCAGUGGCGGCUGCUGCCCGUGGGCCCCAUCGCCCGCCGCGCUACUCUGCUGCACCUCCCCUCCACCAGCAGGUGCAGCCCCGGCUGGUGGGCGGCGCCGGCUGGCGUCUGCGCUGUUCGCGGAGCUGCUGGGGACGGCGGCUCUGCUCUUCCUGGGCUGCACGGCCGGCGUGCGGGGCGUCGCGCAGCAGGGGCAGCAGCACGGGCCGGGCGACGUGGGCGCCGCCCUCGUGUCGGGCACCGCCGUCGCCGCCGUCAUACAGAUGGUGGGCCACGUGUCAGGGGCGCACGUGAACCCCGCGGUGACGCUGGGCCGCCUGCUGAGGGGCGGCUUCGGCGCGCGGGCAGCGGCGGGCUACCUGGUGGCGCAGCUGGCCGGCGCCCUGCUGGGGUACCGGCUGCUCCUGGCGGUGACGCCGUCUUCAGCAUCGUGCGAGUGCACUACAGUGCCCGCGGCCGCGCUGUCGCCGCUGCAGGCGCUCCUGGUGGAGGCGGCUGGAACGGCGGGUCUGGUGCUGCAGUGCCACGCCUCCUGGGAUGGUCACCAAGCGGGCGUCGCCUCGCUCCAGUUCGGCUUCUACAUGGCGGCCAUCUCCCUAGCGUUGGGUCCGUACACAGGGGGCAGCCUAAAUCCAGCAAGAUCCCUGGCUCCUGCCUUCUGGACGGGCAUCUGGACCUAUCACUGGGUGUACUGGGUGGGCCCGCUGCUCGGCUCCGUCGCGGCGACGCUGCUCUACCUGCUGCCACUGGGUGGACGGGCCUCCGCUGCCGACGCCGCUCCUGCCGCCACUCCCACCACUGACAACAAGGCGCCAGUCGCCGGCAAGUGCCUCGUUCCUGCCGUCUGCCUCUAGGGCCUGGAGUCGAGAGCCUAGAGUCCAGGAUCUGGAGCCUAGAGUCUAGGAUCUGGGCUCUAGAGCCUAUGGUACAGAGUCUAGGGUCUAGAGAGUACGGUCCAGAGACGAGCGUCUAGAGCCUAGGAUCCAGAGGGUAGGGUCCAGAGACGAGCGUCUAGAGUCCAGUGUGGCGUCCAAAGGCAGAAUCGGGCCUCCAGCUGUGGCUCCUUGGGCUCUGCUGAUGGUGUCGUGUUCCAGAGACACGAUUUCGAUUAAAAUAAUGCAGAGGAAGAAGCAACAAUUGCGAAAUAAGAGAAAAGAACAUAGUGUUGCAUGAGAUUUCGGUGCCUACUACGCACAUAACUGAUAUAGAGUCAAUAUUCAUUUUAUUCCGUAGCUACUUCUGUACUUUGCUUCAAGUUGUACACUGCACAGUGGACUGUACUUGGCGUGCAAUUAAAAGACUUGCGUCAGGCCGUUGAGCCAUGUGAAAAUUAAU
This is a messenger RNA of Schistocerca cancellata (South American locust), 1435 nucleotides long. Its product is annotated as lens fiber major intrinsic protein-like. Gene Ontology annotation, molecular function: water channel activity. Gene Ontology annotation, biological process: transmembrane transport. Gene Ontology annotation, cellular component: plasma membrane. The coding region runs from base 1 to 954 and encodes 317 amino acids. The record is from RefSeq and is a predicted model, not a curated record. The transcript is spliced from 7 exons. Lineage: Eukaryota; Metazoa; Arthropoda; Insecta; Orthoptera; Acrididae.